AACAAAUUGUUGAGCAAUUAGAGCAAGAAAUUAAAGAAAUUAAUCAGGAGUUAGGAAUAGAUGAUAAAACUGAUGCCCCCAAACCUAAUCCAGGCAAGCCCACUAAAAAUCCUCAGUCUCCCAAAGAAAGAGAUAAUGAUUUACCCAAUAAGGACAAAGGGGAUAAUCCUAAACCAACCCACAAUCCUGAUAAAACUCCUCCACCUUCCAACAAUCUCGAAGCCGAAAGAACAAGACUAAUCAACGAACUAGAAAAAUCCUGUGAAGAAAAACAGCCAAAAUUACCAAAAAAGGCUAUCAAGAAGUUUGUUAAGCAAAUCGAGAAUGCUUCCUUAACUGAAUUACCGGCCAUUUUCCAGCAAGCAGAAGAAAGAGCCAAGAAAAGAGGAACAAGUAUUGAAGAAAUUACUGGAAGUUAUGAUAUUAGAAAAUUGGUUGAGAAAAUAAAGCCUUUUAGUAGCCUUAGUUCCUCCCCUGCUAAACUUACCGAAGGAGAAGUGAAAAAAAUUUUUCCUGCUGACAUACCCUUUACUGAUACUACCAAUUUUAUUCGCGGAAUAAUUAGAGCUUCCAAAGAGAAAUUAAGAAAGUCAAAUUUUCCUGAAUUCUUAUUGAUAAUAGACAGAGUAAAACUCGAAUUUACCCAAACCAAUGCCGAUAUAGAAAGUUCUUUUAAAGAUAUGGAAUUUAUUCCCAGUUCCUCCAAUGUUGUCAAGGAAGAUGAGUAUAUUAAAUGGGUUGAUAAAUUAGGAGUAGAAUUUAAAUUAAAGACUAGUCCAGCCUUAUUAAUUACUCCUUAUUAUUUGGAAGAUGAUAACAGCCAAUCUUAUGAUUAUUCCCAAAUGGCUGAGGAAAAACUGAAAGAAGAAAUAAAAUCUACCAGAUUUUUCGACGAAGAAUCUAAAGAAAAAUGGAAGAAACUUGAACUCAUAAGAAAUUUGGCCACGAACCCUCUUAUUUCACUUAUGAAGAAAUUGCCAAAAGAAAAGCCCAAAAAGAAGGAGAAGAUUGAUUUGGUGAAUUGGGGGGUAAAUUAG
This is a messenger RNA of Paraglomus brasilianum, 1037 nucleotides long. The record is from the annotation of a GenBank genome assembly. Lineage: Eukaryota; Fungi; Glomeromycota; Glomeromycetes; Paraglomerales; Paraglomeraceae.